Messenger RNA from Bombus pyrosoma, 4266 nucleotides. RefSeq lists its product as uncharacterized. Lineage: Eukaryota; Metazoa; Arthropoda; Insecta; Hymenoptera; Apidae. The transcript is spliced from 16 exons. The record is from RefSeq and is a predicted model, not a curated record. Bases 358 to 3735 code for a protein of 1125 amino acids.
UUUCCAAUUUUUCAUCACCGGCGAGUCUACGUCGUCCGCGAUUUUAUAUUUUUCACGUUAUAGAUGUUACUAAAUACUUUUACUGACAUUCGAUAACCUAGCGGUAUUUAAUUGUACACUAUCAAAGAACAGAUGGAUAAUAUGUUACAGUAAUUUUUAAAACUAUGAUGGCUAUGUUUUGGUUUUUCACGGUCAAAUAUAUUAACAUAAUUAUGGUUAGCUUUUUCCCUUCAAACAGAGUAUAAAACGUUCUUCUCUCUUUCUCAGCCUUCAGUGUCUCUUAAUCAUCGACUACGCGAGCAACCGUCCAAUAAUUUAGCUGACUGAUUUUCCUCAUUCACGGAAACAGCGAUAUUCAUGAGAAAAGAAUUACUGUCAAACGAAAAGAUGAAGCUACUGCUUUUGUUUUAUAUCAUCGGAAUCGGUAACGUUUUAUAUUGCACAGCACAUCCGGAAGCGGUAGCGCCAAUUGGAAAAAUCCGCGGCUCUAUUCUAACUUCAAGGCUCGGAAAGGAGAUUUAUUCCUUCCGUGGCGUGAGAUAUGCCGAGCCUCCCACAGGAGAACGACGUUUUCAGGUUGCCACUCCAGCAGCAGAUUGGAACGAUGUUUUCGAUGCCUCCGAAGAAGGUCCUGCAUGUCCAAAUGUCGAGCGUAUCAAUCUAAUGUCUGAAGAUUGCUUGCGUUUAAAUGUCUAUACUAAAAAACUGCCUUCGAAAAAUGAAAAUGUAUCAUUGCCAGUAUUGGUAUUCUUCCAUCCAGGCGGUUUCUACCAGUCUUCCGCUCAGAGCUUUAACUAUGGUCCCGAAUAUUUGCUGGACCAUGAUAUCGUUUUGGUUACUGUGAAUUAUCGCCUUGCCACGUUAGGUUUUAUAGCAACGGGCGAUUCACUGGCUCCAGGAAAUCUAGGUUUGAAAGAUCAGGUAAUAGCGCUUCGUUGGAUUCAAAGAAACAUCAUUGCUUUCGGAGGAGAUCCAAACUCCGUGACCAUCAGCGGCUGCAGCGUCGGAGGGCUCAGUACUUUCUUACACAUGUUAUCACCAAUGUCCAAAAAUCUAUUCCACAGGGUGAUCGAUAUGAGUGGCUCCCUCUUACUCACGGAACCUUAUCCAACCCACCAAAGAGAUAUCGCAGAAAAACAAGCGAAACUUUUGAAUUGUCCCAUUAACAGCACCGAAGAUAUGUUGGCUUGUCUCAGAUCAAAGCCUGUGGCCAACUUUACCAAGACUAUAUCUGAAUUUUUUGAAUGGUACGGAGAUCCAAUUGUACUCUGGAAACCCGUCGUAGAACCGGAAGUUCCAGGAAUGGAACGAUUUCUACCAGCUCAACCCAUCGAUCUUAUUCAACAAGGAAAGUUUUAUCAAGUGCCAGCCAUAUUUGGGGUAACGAAAGAUGAAUUUGGUGGGGUAGUCGUCACGUUCGAAAAUACUACCAGAAACAAUGACAACAUAUACCGCAAUAUGAACGAGAAUUGGUAUCACGUAGCACCGAUUAGUUUCAUAUACGAACGUAACACUCCAAGAUCGAAAAAUAUUAGUACAGAAUUGCGGAGGUUUUAUUUGAAUGACGAACCACUCGGUUCAUCUAACAAAAAUGGUCUUGCUCAUCUCUAUGCGGACAGCGUAAUUAUAUUUUCACAAUAUCGUGGAGCGAAGCUAAUAGCUGAAAACUCCAAAGCUCCGGUGUAUCUGUAUAAAUUUACUUAUCAAGGCCGUUAUAGCUUUACAAUGUGGAACGCUACGACACCUUAUGGCGUCGAACAUCAAGAUGAUUUGCAAUAUUUAUACUACAUAAAGAGUAACUUUCCAUAUUUUGAUAAGACUGCACCUGAGAUUCCUAUGGUGGAAUUGUACACAUCUAUGUGGUCCAGCUUUGUACAAACUGGCAAACCCAUUCCAAAUGGUAGGAAUAUAACGUGGGACAGGUUUGAAACCGAGAAAAAUAACUACUUGGAUAUCAACUUGAAUCCUAUCAUGAAGACUGGUCUCUAUCCCGAUAGAAUGCAAGAAUGGGAAAAAUUAUUUCCUCUAUCCGCUGCAUCACAGACUGCGAGUUCUAAGAUGAGAGGCGUUCUGGUAUUUCUUGUUUGUGUCACCAGCCUCGCUGUCGCUCAACAAUCGAUCGCUGAACAACCGUUGGUCACUGCUCCAAUUGGGAAAAUUCGUGGGUCUAUUUUGACCUCUAGACUCGGAAAAGAAAUUUAUUCGUUCCGUGGUAUAAGAUAUGGCGAACCACCUGUUGGAUCCCAACGUUUCCAGCCUCCAAUCCCAGCGAAAGAUUGGCAAAACGUUUUCGAUGCAACCGAAGAAGGACCCAGUUGCCCCCAUGCUAACGGCAUACAACAAUCAGAAGAUUGUCUACGCCUAAACGUGUACACGACCAAACUACCCUGUAGAAACGAAGAUGUAUCGAGACCAGUAAUGAUCUUCAUACAUCCUGGUGGCUUUAACGGUUUCUCAGGACAAAGUAUAAACUUCGGGCCACAGUAUCUGUUGGAUAAAGAUAUCGUUUUGGUUACAAUAAAUUAUCGUCUCGGGACGUUAGGUUUCUUGAAUACCGGUGACAGUGCAGCACCAGGUAACAUGGGUCUAAAGGACCAAGUCGCAGCUUUCCAUUGGGUUCAAAGAAACAUCGCUGCCUUUGGUGGCAAUCCUAACUCCGUCACUCUAUGUGGUUAUAGCGCAGGAAGUUUCAGUAUUAUGUUGCAUUUGGUGUCUCCAAUGUCUCGCAAUCUUUUUCACAGAGCUAUCACGAUGAGUUCUUCGGCUAUAAAACUAAAUGUUUAUUCUGGAAUAUCGCAACAUGGACAAAUGCAGCUAGCUCAAAGACAGGCACGAUUAUUGGAUUGCCCUACUGAUUCGACUAGUGCUAUGGUGCGCUGUUUCCGCACAAAACCUGCAGAAAACUUCACAGACACAUUACGCGACUUAUAUGAUUGGCGUGGAAAUCCCAUUGUGCUCUGGUCACCAGCUGUGGAACCGGCAGUUCCUGGUGUCGAAAGGUUCCUGUCUGAACAGCCGUACGACGCGAUAAAGCAAGGAAGAUUCUAUCAAGUUCCUUUAAUGAUGGGAGUUACGGAAGACGAAUUUGGCGGUAUAGCUGCUUUGUAUGAAAAUGCCACAUUAAGAGGUAAUUCUCUGUACCCUGAGUUGAACGAUAAUUGGAAUACUCUGGCUCCGAUCAUAUUUAUGUACGAACGUAAUACAUCGCGAUCGAAUUACGUUAGUAGGGAAUUACGGAAAUUCUACUUCAACGAUCAGCCACUUAGCUCGGCUAGCUACAGAAAGCUCGGUGAUAUAUAUGGUGAUGCUAUAACUAAAUUUCCUAUGUACCGAGCAAUCAAGUUAUUCGCUACGUAUUCGAAAUUGCCGGUAUACUUUUAUAAAUUUUCGUUCCAAGGACGAUAUAGCUUUUAUAUGUUGAACGCCACUACUCCAUAUGGUGUAUGUCAUCAUGACGAUCUGCAGUAUCUUUUCUUCAUAAAGAGCCGCUUCCCAUACUUCAACAGCGACGCACCAGAGAUUCCUAUGGUGGAAAUUUCUACCAGCAUAUGGUCGAACUUUGUUAUGAAUGGCGAACCGAUCCGUAAACACGAUGGUCAACUGAGGAAUGUAAGAUGGGGUAGAUUGGUACCCGAGCAUAGCAAUUUCCUGGAGCUGAAUCUUCAUCCAUCGAUCAAAACUGAGUUCUUUCCUGAAAGAAUGCGAGAAUGGGAAAGAUUGUUCCCUGUACCCUAAAUCUCAAAUGCGAUGAACAUUACGCGAGUGAAAAAUCAAUGGCUUUAUUAUUUUUCUCAAUCAAAUUAGAAUGUGUAAAUGAAAUAUGAGAAAUAUCUUAUUAUUUCUUAAUAGCAUUGCUGUAUAUAAUUUAAUACAAAUUAUUCGUACAAAAAGUUUAACGAACUCAAAGCGUUUUAAUGACAGAAAAUUCGCGGCUUUUAGAUACAUAGGCCAAAAAUAUACGUUUAUGUGAACUUCAAAUUUUUAUUAACAGCCGAGUACUUUUUUUCCUUUCCUUUUGAUAAUUUAGAAUCGUGAAACCUUGUUGCGAUAAUCUGAACAUGAUUAUUUGUCGAAGCGUAUUCGCUAUCGUUUGUUUGAUUUUUCAUGCUAUGAGUGUUGAGAGUUCACAACAUUUGUAACAUUGAUUUUUUGCAACGAUACAUUUAUUAUUAGAGAGACAUUUACAUAAUAUAGCGAUUACUAUAACAAAAAUGCAUGCAAUUAAAAGAUAAAAAUAUUAAUAAAUACAAUAUGAUAAUCGAGAAA